This is a messenger RNA of Coniosporium apollinis CBS 100218, 1179 nucleotides long. RefSeq lists its product as uncharacterized. The coding region runs from base 1 to 1179 and encodes 392 amino acids. The record is from RefSeq and is a predicted model, not a curated record. Gene Ontology annotation, molecular function: damaged DNA binding. Gene Ontology annotation, biological process: nucleotide-excision repair involved in interstrand cross-link repair; UV-damage excision repair; base-excision repair. The transcript has 3 exons. Lineage: Eukaryota; Fungi; Ascomycota; Dothideomycetes. Gene Ontology annotation, cellular component: nucleotide-excision repair factor 1 complex.
AUGGCGGAACGGCCUUCAACGCCACCACGGCCAUCAGGCGCAGGCAACCUCCCGGCGCCACCUCUAACUCCAGAGCAAGUCCGGCAGCUAGAGAUCAAUCGCCUCAAAGCAAAAGCUCUCCGCAACGAACACGACUCCACCCACCGCGCAUCCGGCACUACCACUUCCACGACCCCGAGCGGCUUCAAUGUCAGCCAGAAGCGCCCUCACAGCUCCCUAUCCUCCUCCAACACCCCGUCCAGCCACCGCGAUGCCCGCAACAAUGCCUCGACGUCCCGUGCCGGCUCGGCUCUCCCAGGAGCAGGCCUCACCCAGCCCAAAGACAACGGCAUCCAGCCGGCCAAGAAGUUCGAGAAGAACUCCUACAUCGAGUAUGACUUCUCUACCAUGACCGACACGAAGGGCGGAUUCCUAUCCUCCAUCGACGACCCACACAACCGCGCCCUCCAUGCGCCAUCGGCUGAAGAGCAGCAGAAGCCCGCACACAUGACGCUCGCGGAGUGGGACAGGCAUCAGCUGCUCAAGAAGCUGCGGCAGCAGAAGGCCGGGCCGUUUGAGCCGGGGAUCAGCGUGCUGGCGCAGAAGGAGGCGGGGAAGAAGUGCAGGGAAUGUGGGAGUUUGGAGAUUGAUUGGAAGUGGGAGGAGUGUUUUGGGACGUGUGUCUGUAAUGCGUGUAAGGAGAAGUUCCCGGAGAAGUAUAGUCUGCUCACGAAGACGGAGGCGAGGGAUGAUUACCUUUUGACGGAUCCCGAGCUCAAGGACACGGAGAUACUACCCCAUCUGCUCAAACCGAAUCCACAUAAGUCCACCUUCGCUAGCAUGCACCUUUACCUCCGUUACCAAGUAGAAGAGUACGCUUUCUCGCCGCAGAAGUGGGGUUCUUCCGAAGCACUGGACGCAGAGUUUGAGCGACGCGUGGCGGAGAAGAACCGGAAGAAGGAAAAGAAAUUUAGCACCAAGCUUGCGGAGCUCAAGAAGAGGACCAGAGUGGAGGCGUAUAAAAGAAGCCUAAACAGUGGCGGAGGAGAUGCUGGCGAAGUGAGAUUCGGUGACAGGAUCAAGCGCGCAGGAGACAAGCAUGAGCAUGAGUGGGGGCGAGCGGUGCUGGAUCCGGAGACGGGGAUGACGAGGAAGAGGUGUGAGGAGUGUGGUAUGGAGGUUGAAGAGGUGGAAUUCUGA